This is a messenger RNA of Aspergillus heteromorphus CBS 117.55, 827 nucleotides long. Its product is annotated as putative 2-haloalkanoic acid dehalogenase. The record is from RefSeq and is a predicted model, not a curated record. The transcript has a single exon. Lineage: Eukaryota; Fungi; Ascomycota; Eurotiomycetes; Eurotiales; Aspergillaceae. The coding region runs from base 108 to 827 and encodes 239 amino acids.
CACACCUCACACCACAUCAACCGUCAAUUAUCACACCACACACCACACAUCAUCCACCAUCAAAUCACUCCUCCUCCUCCCCCAUCAAACCAGAGAAAAUCACCACCAUGCCGAACCACGUCGUCUUCGAUGUCGUCGGGACCUGCGUCUCCUUCGACGCCUGGUACGAGAUCAUCGACCGCACCCUGGGCCCCAAGCUGCGCGAGCACCACCUGUCCGCCCAGUGCCUCGGCUUCACCUGGAUGACCAACGCCGAGCUGCAGUUCACCUUCCUCUCCAUCUCCGACAGCUACAAGCCCUACAAGAUCGUCCUCACCGAGCUCUUCUACCAGACCCUCUCCAUGAUCGGCGUCGCCGACCCCCACCGCUUCGCCACCCUCGCUGAGCGGGACACCUGCGUCGAGGGCUACUCGCUGCUGGAGCUGCGGGACGGCACGCGCGAGUGCUUCGCCCGGUUCCGCGAGGCCGGCUUCACGGUCUGGUGCCUGACCACGGGGGACACCCAGCGGGUGCGCGGAUACUUCGAGCGGGCGGGGGUGGACAUGCCGCUGGAGAACUUCCUCAGCUGCGACGAUGCGGGCGUGGCCAAACCCGCCCUGGCCGCCUACCGCCCGGCGCUGGCCCGGCUGGGCGACGAGGGCCAGAAGUGGUUCGCGGCGGCGCACCUGUGGGACGUCGCGGCCGCCACCAAGGCGGGCUUCCGGGGCGCGUACUGCUCCAUCUACGAGAAGGCGCCCGCAUUCCAGGUCUACGACGCCGCCCUCGAGGUGACGGCCGACACGUUGCCCGACAUGGCCGAGCGGGUCAUCGCCGCGUCUAAGCAAUGA